AGCUCGACCGCACAAAUAUAGCACAUCCCAUGCGAUGCUUUUAAAAUUUGAGGGAAAGCGAUACAGUUUAGCAGACGAGUUUCCGGUCUAUUCCUUUGGCGUUUGUUACCCCUCCUACACACGGUUUGGAAAUUCCCUCCAUAUGUAUAGUGAUUUGUUUGUGUUGGGGAGCCCGAUGGGGAUGAGUUUGCAGCUCGGGAUUAUGUGCUAGACUGGCCAGCACAGAGCAAGAAUCAAAGAGUUACAUGAAGGAAGGUUUUUUGGGAAUACUUAAGAAAUACGUGGAUUUAUCGUCACCAACAAGAGUCUGGCAGUGAGGCUGGUGUGAGUGUAUGUUGAUCCAGUAGAAGCUGUUGGUUGUGAAUGAGAUUCAGUUUGUUUAUGUGUGUGUGUCUGCGUUAUCUGAACCCAUCGUAAGUGGGAGGUGCUCAGGGGCAGAGCUCCAGUUAGGGGCAGAAAUCUACAGGCUGCAGCCUCUCAAACAUGAGCAAACUGACUUUCCACAAUAACAAGAUGAUGCAGGACCGCCGGUGUGUGUGUGUGUUCCUCCCAAAUGAUGAAACGCUCAACGUCAUUGUCAGUGUUAAGACCGUGUGUCAGGAGUUGUUGGUGCAGGUCUGUGAUUUGCUUAGGUUGAAGGACUGUCACCUGUUCGGCCUCAGUGUUAUUCAGAACAAUGAACACAUAUACAUGGAACUGGGACAGAAACUGUCAAAAUAUUGUCCAAAAGAGUGGAAACGGGAGGCCAGCAAGGGAAUUGACCAGUUUGGACCUCCGAUGAUAGUUCACUUCAGAGCACAGUAUUAUGUGGAGAAUGGUAGACUUAUCAGUGAUCGUGUGGCACGGUAUUAUUACUAUUGGCACUUGAGGAAGCAGGUACUGCAGUCUCAGUGUAUCCAAAGAGAGGAGGCCUAUUUCCUGAUGGCAGCAUUUGCUCUGCAGGCUGACCUGGGAAACUUCAAACGGAACAAACAUUUUGGUGCCUAUUUCCAGCCGGAAGCUUACUUUCCCUCCUGGGUGAUUGCUAAGAGAGGAUGUGACUAUAUUCUCCGUCAUAUUCCAAACAUGCACAAAGAGCAGUUUGCCCUUACAGCAUCAGAGGCCCAUCUGAAGUACAUCAAGGAAGCGGCCCUCUUGGAUGACGUGUCUGUUCAUUAUUACCGUCUUUACAAGGAUAAAAAAGAGUUGGAGGCCUCAUUAACUCUGGGACUCACUUUACGUGGAAUUCAGAUUUUUCAGAAUGUGGGAACUGUCAGGCAGCUCUUGUAUGAUUUCCCCUGGACUAAUGUGGGAAAACUGGUGUUUGUGGGGAAGAAGUUUGAGAUUCUUCCUGAUGGUUUGCCAUCAGCCAGGAAGCUCAUCUACUACACUGGCUGUCCUCUGCGUUCACGACACCUCCUGCAACUGCUCAGCAACAGCCACCGACUCUAUAUGAACCUACAACCUUUGCUCAAACAGGUUCGACGUCUGGAGGAAAAUGAAGAGAAGAAACAGUACAGGGAGUCGUAUAUCAGUGAUGCUCUGGAGGCAGAUAUGGAUCAUUUGGACCAGCGGUCACGUGCCAGCGGCAGCAGUGCGGGCAGCACAUCACGACCGAAUCCAUUUUCACGGCACUCCACCACAAGUCACGGCAGCUCUCACACAUCCGGCAUUGACACAGACAGUUUCAGAACACCUACAAAUGCACCUCAUCGACCACUGAGAACACACUCUUCUUCCAACACAAGCCAUGCAAGCACACGCACAUCUGGCAUCGAGAGCAGCAGCAAGGAGCACUGCCUGGAUGAAGACGAGAUUGAGAUGUUGGUUGAUGAUCCAAAAAGUUGUGAAGAUCUUGAUGAUUUAGAGCUCAAUCAGGAGCUGUGUAUCCACAUCACAGAGGACAUGCUGACGUCAGCACACAACAACGGCUGCUCCGGGUUAGUGGUGAAGGAAGUCAGUUCUUCCACAUCCAGCUCAUCAGAGACUGUAGUGAGAAUGAGAGGCCAGAGCAUUGAAUGUCUCCCCCAGACGGUGAUGGGCAGGAAGGGCCAGAGCUCCACAGAUCGACACAGCCAAUCACUGGAUGAUGUUCGCCUGUUCCAGAGGAACUGCCAGGAGUGGGCAGAGCUUUGCCAGGACACUGCGCACAGUUAUACGUUCGGCUGCGAGCCAGACCUUGGGCACACUGUCGGCUGUGGCUACCAGGGACUUGCAGAGCAGUGUGCUGGUAUCCGGAAUAACCAGAACGCAUUUCCCAUCAAGAGAACCAGCAAGUAUUUCUCUCUGGAUCUGGACAGAGAGGAUCUGACCACAGAGCUCCUGGCCACAGAAGCAGAGCCAGAGUUUGUGGUGUGAGGCAGAGAGUACUGAAAAGAGCCCCAGAACAAAACCAGGAUUACAGGACAUUAUUAUUAAAAGGAAUAGUUCACCUAAAAAUUUUAAUUCUGUCAUCCUUUCCCUCCCAUGUUUUUCCAAACCUGUAUGACUUUCUUUAGUGGAAACACAAAAGAUUAAAAAAAAGAAAAAUGGCUACUCUUCCAUAUAAUCAAUGUGAAUGAGUUUAUCCUUAUAGUGAUCCAUACAACUUGUGUGCUAUAUUCCAAUUCCUCUGAAGUCAUACAAUAUUUUUCUGUGAGGAACAAAAUAAAAUGUAUCUUUAUAUAUGUCUUUGCUCUCCUUGGGGCAUUCAUGAAAGAGGAAGCGAUCAGUGAGUCAGAAUCGACUGAUCUGAAUGAUUUGUUCAUGAAUCAGACUGAUUCAGUUCUCGAGUUCAACUCACGACAGCAAAUAACAACUUGCCUAUGACUUUCUUUCUUCUGCAGAACACAAACAAAGGUUUUUAGAAAAAUAUCUAAGCUCUUUUGGUCCAUAAAAUACAACUGGAUGGUGACCAAAACUUUUUAAAGCUCCAAAAAGCAUAUAACUUCAGCAUAAAGCAAUCCAUAUGAUUCCAGUGGUUUAAUCCAUGUCUUCUGAAGCUCAAUUACACUUCCUAGUGCUUGACACAUGUGCAGAGUGCUAGAUGGAUUGUUCUCACCCAAAACUGAUAGAAUUUCUUGAGAAGAGAUGGAUUAAACCACUGGAAUCAUAUGGAUUGCUUUAUGCUGAAGUUAUGUGCUUUUUGAGUUCUGGUCACCAUUCACUUGCAUUGUAUGGACCUAUGGAGCUGAGAUUUUAUGUAAAAAAAAAAUAUUUGUUUGUGUUCUGCAGAAAAAGUCACACAUAUCUGGGAUGGCAUGAGGGUGAGUAAAUGAGAUAAUUUAUUUUUUGGGUGAAUUCUUCCUUUAAAUUUCACUGUUGUAUGGUUUCAGAAAACGUUUUUCACAGAACACUUUUAUGAUAUUUUAUGGGGCUUUUUUGCUUGACAGGAGCUUUACAGUCCUGGACCUCAUUCACUUUCAAUAUAUGGACAAGAGUGGCCAGAAUAUUCUUAAAAAAAUGUACCUUGCGUGUUCCACACAAUAAACACAAGAAUGAAAUGAGGGUGAGUAAAUGAUGAUCAAAUGUUGACAUUUUUGGGAGAAUUAACAAUUUAAGGAUAUUAAUGUAUGUGUGUGUAUAUCUAAAACAAGCAAGGUAAUCUGCACCAUUUUAAUGCCAAAAGAGUAAAAUCUAGAAACAGCUGCCUUACCAAAGCUCCCAGAAGUAUGUGUAUAUGUAUAUCUGUGUGUGUGUUUGUGUGCGUGUGUCUGCGCGUGCAUGUGUGUGGUGCUGGUUGUCCUAAAUAAACCCUCAGUGCCUUGAAUACACUAUGCAGGUUCUCAGAACACACAAACUAAAGUUUGUGCACUUCUGUUUACUUCCACUAAACCAACCUCCUCCAUCUCCAAGGAAAGCCCACUCUUGUCUCCAAGAAUAACACUAAACCUAUUGAGCUCUUUGGGAUUUUGGGAACUGAAUCAUGUGAGCAUCAUAAUCGGAGGUCCAGUGCCGGGGUGUGUCACCCUGUAGCAUGAACGCCUGGUGGGAUUUUAGGCCGGCUUGCCUCUUGAUUUAAGAGAUGUACUUUGAACACAGCCGAUACUGGAGCUGAUCGAGUGGGAAAUAAAUUUGUCUUCCAUAGACUUUCUUUGGAACUUCCAAGUUUUUUAUCACUCUGUUAAUUUUGUUUAUUUGUCAAACUGGAAUUUAAGUGUGGAGUUGCUUUAUUUCUUUAAUAUGUAGUUUUACAAAAAAUUACUGCUGUUUAUUUUUAAUGGUGUGUUGCCUGUCAGUAUUAAGCUGUUAAUGGGAGACAGUAUUAAAAUCCUUAAAGGGAAAGUUCACCUGAAAUUGUAAUUUACGCACCCUCAUGUCUUUCGUAAUCCAUUGGACUUUCAUCCAUUGAAAACAACAGGAGUUGUUAAUAGCCAGAAAUCCAAGCUGCUAUUUUCCAUACAAUUAAAGAUAAUGGUGACCACCUCUGUCAGUUUCAGUCUGUUACUCACACAAAGCUAUCAUAUGGCUUCAAAAGACUUGGAAUGUAGUUGAAUUGACUACUUUUAUGCUGCUUUUUACCUUUUGGAGCUUGACAGUGCCUAGUCCCCAUCUUCUUUCAUUGUAUAUAAGGGAACAGCUUAAACGUCCUUUCGUAACGUUUCUUUAUUUAUAUUCUGUGGAAGAAAGGAAGUCGUUUGGAUUUGGAACAACAGGAGGGUGAGAAAAGGACUGGGUGAACUAUCCAUUUAUGUAAAGGUUAAAAGAUGCAUUUCUUCCAUCUAAAGAAAGCGAAAGAGAGCGAGACUGUGUAUGUGUAUACACUUUGUUCAAAAGAAGAUAAAAUCUUAAUGUAAUGAAGCAUAUCCUAUCUGAUGAUAAUUUUUAUUAAUCAUGCAGCAUAAGUCAGUGCAGAGUUCUGUUAGAAACCCGCCUCUCAUAUUAUAAGCUUUUCCCCCUUUACAUGGGUGGUUCAGAGGUCUUUGGAUGAACAGCACUUAAAACCUCAUGUGCAUGUGGGCCUCUAUGUCAAGUGACUUACGUGAACACUAGUAAAGCCCUGAAAUAGAUGCCCUGACCCGUAUUCACAAUCAUUUUUCUGUUACACCCAAACCACCCCUUGAAACACAGUAGUGAAUUCAAAGUAGCUGUUUUCUACAUCUUGAUCAGUUGUGAUGCUGUUUAAGUGUUUAUAUUUCCACUCCUCAUGAUUGAUGGAAAGUUUUGUUGCAUUAUGGAGUUAAAAUUGUGCAGAUAACAACCAAUCAUACAUGGACUCCAUAUACUGUUUACCCUUUGUGUCUGCAGCUUGACUUUGUCCUUUCUGUGAAAGGAAUGUGAAAAUGAAAAGAUUUGCCCAGUUUCUUUGCAGGCCCAUUUGAUUCUGUCCCCACAUUCAAGUGUAUUCUGUGCCUUGCAGGUGCCAAUUCCUCAAAUGUUUGCAAUA
Molecule: messenger RNA, 5344 nt
Organism: Xyrauchen texanus (razorback sucker)
Lineage: Eukaryota; Metazoa; Chordata; Actinopteri; Cypriniformes; Catostomidae
Product: FERM domain-containing protein 6-like
Exons: 14
Coding region: 484-2337 (617 amino acids)
Biological process (GO): positive regulation of hippo signaling
Cellular component (GO): cytoplasmic side of apical plasma membrane; cytoskeleton
Source: RefSeq, a predicted model, not a curated record